Naegleria gruberi is the source of this 7731-nucleotide messenger RNA. RefSeq lists its product as uncharacterized. The record is from RefSeq and is a predicted model, not a curated record. Bases 1 to 7731 code for a protein of 2576 amino acids. Lineage: Eukaryota; Heterolobosea; Eutetramitea; Acrasida; Naegleriidae. The transcript is spliced from 2 exons.
AUGGAUGGUAAAUUGACAACAAAAGGUGAAAGCAGUUUAAUAACCAUUGAAGGAAAUAUGGGUGGCCAUUUAGUUUCAAAUUCAGAAAAUGUAUCAAUCAUAAAUGUCAAUAAGGAAAUGAGGGGCGAAAUUACCAACAAUGCAAAACAUUCCGAAGCAAAUAUUGGAAACUUGAGUGGUUCAAUGAAUAUUGAAGCAAGAGACUUCAAUCAAAUUCAUAUUAGGAACAAUUUAGAUGGAAAUGUAAAUGUAAAAUCAAAAGAAUCAGAUAUUAACGUUGGUGGAAACUUGAGUGGAAACUUGCAAUCAAAAUCCACAACAACUGCUUUGAAUGCUGACAAAAACAUUUCUGGAAACAUUGCCAUUGAAGGAAAAACAUCCGUUGUGAACACAAAAGCAAAUUUACAAGGUUCCGUCUCUGUUUUGUCCGAGCAAAAUGUCCUUAAUGUGGGAGGAAAUGUGAAUGGAAGUGUAUUUGCAAAAGCAGAGAAAACAAAUGCGAUUAACGUGAUCGGCAAGUUGGAUGGAACAGUUAUUGAAGAAUCUGAACACCUAAAACUUUUUGCAGGAGGAGUUUCUGGAAAAGUCUCAUCGGAAAGCAAGAAAUCAAGUGCUAUUAUUGUUGAGAAGGAAAUGGCUGGUGAAAUUGUCACUACAGGAGAAACAUCAAUUAUUAAGGCAAAUAAUUUAAGUGGAUCUGUUGAAUCUUCUUCAAAAGAUUUUAUUGUUAAAAUUGAUAAUAAUAUGAGUGGAGAUAUUAAGGCAAAAAAUAAUAACUUUAAUUUAGAUAUUGGUAAAAACAUGAGUGGAGAAGUUUCUUCAUUAUCAGAAAAUGGAACAAGAAUUUCUGUUGGGAACACAAUGACAGGUUCUCUCAAUUCAACUGCGAAAGAAUCAUCUAUUUGUGUUGAGAAUGACUUGACUGGAUCAUUGAAUUUCAAAUCCAAUGCAACAGAUUUGAAAAUUAAAGGUGAUUUGAAAGGAUCUGUGAAAGGAGAAAGUACUAAUUUUUCAAAUAUUGAAAUGGGAAGAAUGAGUGGAAAUCUCACAUCAAAUUCAAAGCAAAACGAAAUUAAUAUUCAAAAUGAUAUGAGUGGUAAAUUGACAACAAAAGGUAUCAAUAACGUAAUUAAUGUCGAUGGUAAUUCAACAGGAUUCACAAAUAUUGAAUCUGAAAAUAUUACAAUAAUGAAUAUUUCUAAAGAUUUAAUUGGUAAUGUUCAAGAUGAAUCAAAAUAUUCAAAGAUGGAAGUUCAUUCAUUAACAGGAAAAAUCAAUUCUAAAUCAAGUCAGAGUAAUAUUAUUGUAAAAAAAGAUCUUGAAGGUCGAAUAUUCACAAAAGGAGACACUAAUGUAACGAGUGUUGGGGGAGAUUUGAAAGGAAAAUUUGUUUCAAAAUCAACAAAUACUUCUCUCAGUGUUAGUAAUGACUUAUCAGGUUUGGUUGGAAUUGUAGAGGGAAAACAAGCUUUUCUCAAUGUAGGAGGCAAUACUGGAGGUGAUUUCAUGGGUACUGCUUCUGAUUUAACAGUUGUUAAUGUUGAAGGAUCAAUGAAAGGAACAAUGAUUGUUAAAUCAGACAAGUCACAAGUUGAUAUUGGUGAAAAUUUGGAUGGUUCAUUAAUAUCAGAAGCUAAAACAACAUCCCUUAAUAUUGAAAAAGAUACAAAUGGUAUUAUAUCUCUUGAAGGAGAAUCGAAUAUUGUCUCUGUUAAGGGAAAUUUUAAAGGUGAUGUAUUGUUAAAGUCUGAACAAAUUACAAAAUUAACUGUUGAAAAAGAUGUUAGUGGAAGAAUAUUCGAUGAAUCCAAAUAUUCAAAUUAUAAUAUUGGUAAUGUUUCUGGUCAAAUUCUCAAUCAAUCAAAAGCUAUUGAAACAAAUAUUGAAAAUGACAUGAGUGGAACUAUUUUCAUCUCAUCAGAACAAAAUGUACUAAAUGUUGGUGGAAAUGUAAAAGGGUACCUAGAAUCAGAUUCUUUACUUAAUUUUGUACACGUAGAAAAAGAUGUGAGUGGUAAAUUAAAACUUUCUGGUAAUGAAUCUGAGACGACUGUUGGAGGUGAUGUUAGUGGUGUUGUUUUGAGUAAAUCAAAUACUCUAAACAAAUUGGUUUCUAAUUCUAUAAGUGGUGAUGCCCAAUUAUCAGGUCAAGUUUCUCAAACAAUUGUCAAUACUGUUUCAGGAAAAUUAAUAGCUGAUGCUAGUUCUAAAAAUUACACUACCAUUUCAGAAAAUCUAUCAGGAACACUCAUUACAAAGGGUGAACAAUCUAAUACAAAUGUAUGCAAAGAUGUUACAGGAAGUAUGUAUCUUGCAUCAAAUCUAAACAGUGCUAAAGUUGGAAACAAUAUAGAAGGCAAAGUAAUAACUUGGGGAGAAGCAUCACAGAUUGAAGCUGAAAAUGUUCAUGGUUAUGUCAGUGCUCCAACAACAAAUACAUUUAUCAAUGUUCAUCAAGAUAUUGAGGGAUCACUGAAAGCAAGAGGAGAAAAUACUUCUAUUGUUGUUGGUGGAAAUGUUAAUGGUGAAAUCUAUUCCAAAGCAGAAAAAGAAAAUAAGAUCAAUGUUAUUGGUAAUUUGAAUGGUAAAAUCAUUGAAAAAUCUGAAAAUCUUCAACUCAAUAUUGGAAGUAUUUCUGGAAAUGGCUUGGUACAAUCCGAAUCUUCUAACUUGAAUGCUGUUAUUGUAGAAAAAGAAAUGGCAGGUAAAGUUUUCUUAAAAGGAGACACCUCUAUUCUCAAAGCAAAUAGUGUGAGUGGAUCUGUUGUAUCUUCUUCAAAAGAUUUCAUUGUAAAGGUAGAAACCGAUAUGAGUGGAGAGGUUGCAUCUUUAAAUACCAACUUGAAUUUCGAUGUUGGAGGAAAUAUGAGUGGUAGUCUUCAAUCAACAACAGAAACUGGAACAAGAAUUAAGGUUGGACAAACCAUGUCAGGUUCAAUUACAAACAAAUCAAAGAAUUCUGACAUCACAACUGGUGAUAUGAGUGGUCGCUUACUUUCUGUUUCCGAUUACAAUUUUAUUACAACAAAGGACUUGUCUGGAGAUUUAUUACUUGGUGGUAAGAGUUCCUCAAUCAUAAAGGCCAACAAUAUAUCUGGAGAUGUACAUAGCUUUAAUGAGCAAUCAACACAAGUUAAUGCUAACUCUCUUUCAGGAAACCUUCAUUCUGAAUCAGAAAUCAAUACUAUUAAUAUUGUAAACAAUGUAGAGGGUGAAAUAUCAACAAAAGGAAAGAACACAUUUGUUGAUGUUGGUGGAGACGUUGAGGGAAUGGUAUUUGUAAAAGGAGAAAAUAGUGUCAUCAAGUCAACUGGAAACUUACAUGGAAGAGUUAUGGUGAAAGUUUCUAACAUAUCUAAUUUAGAAUUCGAAAAUGUCCAAGAGGGAUCAUCGCUGUAUUCUGAAUCCAAGACUGGAUAUUUAACUACCAAGAAUUACUCCUCUUCUUCUGCUGCAUUUUUAACUGAUAACGAAUUCACAUUAAAGGCAGAAUCAGUGAAUAAUACUGGUACAUUAACUGGCACCCAAUUACUAAUUCAAGCAGAAAAAGAUAUCAAUAAUAGUGGUGGUAUGUCAGCAAAGAAUCUGCAAUUGGAAGGUCGGACCCUUAAUAACUUUUCUAAAAUGACGGCAGAUAAUAUCAAUAUUGAAACAACAUCUGUUAAAAACUCUGGAGAAAUGACAAGUGGAAACCAAAUAUUUAUUAAUUCUAAAUCAGUUUCCAUGACGAAUAAUUCAAUUACUAAAGCAAAAGAUAUAAUGGUGAAUGAUGCAACCAGUGUAAAUGUGCAAAAGGGUGCUUUUGUUCAAUCCGAGAAUAAUCUUUCUGUAAAAUCUGGUACUUUUCAAAACGAAGGAUGCUUAAAAGGUGAAAUAACUUAUUUAGAAUCAAAAACUAUUUUUAAUGAUGGAUUAAUCAAAGGAAAUGAAGCAACAAUCAUUACAGACUCUUUAUAUCUUGGAAAAAUUAGUGAUAUUAAGAGUGAAAAGCUUGGUAUUAAGACUGAGUUUAUGCAUGAUACUAGUUCAUCAACCAUAAAUGCAAAUUCUAUUGGUAUACAGAAGACAGGAUCAUCAAAUUUGAAAUCCCAAAUAACAGCAAAUGAUCUCUCACUUGUAACUGAUGAUUAUAAUUUAAAUGAAAUGGACAAUCUUAAAAUUAAGAAAGAUUUUCAUAUCAAUAUGAAAAAUGCUGAUAAGGUAGUCGAUAAAGAAAUCAAGUUGGAUAAUAUUGGACAUUUAUCAAUGGAAGUUAAUAGUUUCAAAAACAAUUCCACAAUUUCAGGUAGUACUUCUGUCUAUUCAACUAAUGAUAUUGUGAAUACUGGUAAAAUAGUUGGAGAGAAAGUAGUCCUCGAUUCCAAAGAUGGAAAUAUUGAUCUUUUUAAAGGACAAAUUCAUGGAAAAGAGUUGGAACAAGUAGUAGCAGGAAAAAAAAUUAUUCUACAAAAGGAUAAAUCUUCAUAUGGAAAAGGAAGUACAGAUAAAGAUGGAAAAUAUAUUCCAAGUAGAAAAGACAUUAUUUUCAAGUCUGGAGAGGGAGACAUUGAUUUUUCUAGAACGAUAAUUGAUGCUUCUGGAGAAAUAGAGUUAGUGGCAACACAAGGGAAGGUAAUGGCAAAUGGCUCACAAGUAAGAGGAGGAAAUAUUCUUUUCAGUGGCACAAAGGGAGUGGAGUUCAACCCAGUAGCUGGUAAUCUAUUUCCCAAUUUUAAAUUUCAAGAAUACGCACCAACAAAUCCUCAAAAGGGAACCAUUAAUUUUAUUAGCACUGAAGGAAAAGUUUCAGCUCUUAAUUCCAAAAUAACCAGCAACCAUGGAACAAACAUUUAUGGUCAUUUGGGGGUUGAUGUUUCCACUGCUGAUAUUAAAAGUCGACAUGGUGAUGUCAACAUUAGCUCAAAGCUUGGAGAUAUAGUUGGAAGAAAUGUUACUAUUAAUUCUGCAAAAGAUACAACCAUUAUUUCUGAGAAUGGUAAUGUAGAUAUUAGCUUUGAAAAGAAAUAUUAUGGAAGAAGACCAGAAUUCCAUGUCUCUAAAAUCAAUGCAAACAAAUUGAUUGUUGAAGGUAAUAAUAUUGAUAUGCGUGCUGCAGACAUUGAAACUAAAGAAGGAGGUAAAAUACAUGCAACUGCAAAUAUUACUGCUGAUUCCCAAAUUGAAACUUAUGUGAAAAGAAGUUGGAGUAGAAGUGGAUUCUUAUGGUUUUCAGGAGAAUCUGGAUAUGAAGAAGAUGCAGUUCAAGCAAUUACUCGUAUCAAAACCAAUGGUAAAUUCCAAAUAUUAAGUGAUACUGGUAAUAUUUCUGCCAAAGGUAUACAAAUCGCAGAUGAUAAACAAAAAGCAUCGAAUGUGGAUAUGAUUGCAGAGAAAGAUAUCAAUUUGAAUGCAGUUACUGCUCGUGUUCACCAUUCAGGUUCAUCCUAUUCAUGGUUUGGUCUAAACUCAUCUUCAAGAAGUGGUUACAACACUGCAGGUAAUUUUGCUGUAGUACAAGCUUCUGAUAAUAUCAAUAUUCGUUCAAAAUCUGGAAAGAUUGAAGGACAAGGUGUAAUUCUCGAUGCAAAGAAUAUUUCUGUUCGGGCUAAAAAAGGAAUAGAUCUUAAACCAUAUGAAAUUGAGACAUAUGAACACAUUCGUGAAAGAGGUUUCACCGUUGGCUUGGGAAAUGCACCAAGUUUGAUAAAUAAUAGCAAGCAAGUAUUUUCCUCUGUUUCCUCAAUGGGUAAGGGUGACCCUGGUGCAACUGGUUUUAUAAGUGAUGCAGUUGGAGCAGGACUCGGUUUAUAUAAUAUGGGUGUUGGUCUAGCUCAACUCUCACUCUGUAAUUUUGACAUGUUGGUUGAUGAAGCUUUGAAAUGUAUCAGUCCAAGUAUUGGUUUUUAUGAUAAUGAGCAAACAUUUUAUCAAAAACAACAAGUAUUAGGAAGUAUAACAUGUAACAACUUGGAAGUUACAGUUGAUGAUGAUGAUGGAAAAGCAUCUAUUGCUUCUAACAUACAAGUUAGUAAUAGAACAGUAAUCAAUGCCACUAAUGUUGAAUUUAAUAAUGCACAACAUGAUACUAGAACAACAAGCAGAUCAACAACAUUUGGUGUUCAAUUAAAUAUUGGUUCAUUGUUAACUGGAGGUACAGGUGUUCCUAUUACAGUUUCAGGUUCUCACAAUGAAUCAAAGGGAAGUACAAAAAAUAAUCAAGCAGCCAAUAUAAACUUGGGAGAUACUCACUCUGUAAGAAAUUCUACAAAGAUUCAUAAUAAGGGAAAUUCAAUCCAUAUGAAUAGCACAUCUGGUGGAGAUGUAAAGAUCAUUGAUGAAGAUAUGCAAAACCAACAAGAAUCAACAUCAUCAGGUUUUAAUUUUUCUGUGACAGGAACACUCAGCUCUAUUUCAUCUGCCUCAGUUGGAGCUCACUAUGAAGAACAUGAUCAUAAAGUUACAACUCAAGAAGGAAGAGCAAAAACAACAAUUAUUGACAAAAAAAAUCAUGUUGAGCAAGAAAAAAUUGAAAAACAAGAUUAUCAUCAUGACUUUGGAAUUGGUUUCCAAUAUUCUCAUUCGUUUGAAGAUAGUACAAGUCCAGAAAUCAAUUUACCUCUCAAAGUUUAUGGUCAAUUUGGAGAUAUGAAAUUUAGAAUAGAAUUGCCUCCUCUAGAUAUGUGUGAAAGAUUCCAAAAAGGAGCUAAUAUAAUCACAAAUGCUGUUAAUUAUAAUUUUGAUAGAGAUGCUCCAAACAAGAUAUUCAAAUUUGAAAAUAAGCAAGAUGAAAAAAAGGCAGAAACUGAUCUGAGGAAAAUGCUAAAAGAAGGAACAAGUUAUGAAGAAUCCCUCUUGCGAGUCCAACAAAAAUAUCAAGUUUAUACAUAUGAGCAAGCUGAGAAAAGAAAUAGGGAAGAAGGAAAUAUGGAGAAAGAAACCAAAGUCCUAAUUAAGUUAAUCAACAAUGCCAUAGAAGAAUUGGAAAACACUCCCGAAAAAGAUGAAAAAGAAAAAGAAGGACCUAAGGAGAUCUCAGGAGACGAUUUAGAUGAGAAAGAAAAACCUAACCUACCAGAAAUUUUAACAAAACUGUUUAAAGAUAUUGGAAUAGGUGUUAUCAGUGAAAAUCAAGAACUUAUCAAAGAUAUUUCUAAAAAAGUUGGAGGGUCCGUGUUUACAGCUAUAAUGAGGAAAAUGCCAACUUCUUUAAAAUCUAGCAUCUUAGGUAUAAUUAUGAGAACAAAAAGUGUAUUCGGAGAUUUGGAUAUUAGUUCUGCUGACUUUGAAAAUUUCCUUCCUGAAAAAACACUUAUGAAAACCAUUAAUAACUCGAAGGAAACAGUUAUUCUUAAUGAAAAGUCAAAAGCAAGUACUACUUCUUCAACUUCCAAAAAAGAUUUUCCAAAAUCUGCAUUCAUGAACGCUUUAAAGGGAGUUGCUGCUACUGUUUUAGAAUAUUCCAAUACAGAAAACAGAAAAAGAACAGUUGAGGAGGAUGUGAUAAGAGCUUUUCUUUCUCAAUCUGUAAAUUUAGGAUUAGAAAUUGGUGAACUAUGUGUGCAUUCCUAUUUAAAGGAUGAACCAGUAUUUAACACACUUAAAGAAAAGAUCAAUAGUAAUAGUGUGUUUGAUAACGCCAAAUUAGGUCUUUUAGUUGAUUUCAAUUCCACAGAGUUAACAUCAGAAACUUUUCCUGGUAUUGACAAUAAUUCACGUAAUGAAAAAUCUACACUUUCUUAUCAUAAUAAGUAG